AUGACGCACCCAGAUAUCUCAGUCGACGUUCUUGUCAUAGGGGCUGGCCCCACCGGUCUAGGUGCUGCGAAGCGCCUAAAUCAGAUUGAUGGCCCAUCUUGGUUGAUCGUGGAUGCCAAUGAGACCCCCGGUGGUCUGGCUUCCACAGACGUCACCCCAGAAGGAUUCCUCUAUGACGUCGGCGGCCAUGUCAUCUUCUCCCACUACAAAUACUUCGAUGACUGCAUCAACGAGGCUCUCCCCAAAGAGGGCGACUGGUACACCCACCAGCGCAUCUCCUACGUCCGCUGCAAGGGCCUCUGGGUCCCCUACCCCUUCCAAAACAACAUCUCCCUGCUCCCCAAGGAGGACCAGGUCAAAUGUCUCGACGGCAUGAUCGACUCCGCUCUCGAAGCCCGCGUCGCCAACACAAAGCCCAAGGACUUCGAUGAGUGGAUUCUCCGCAUGAUGGGGACUGGCAUUGCUGAUUUAUUCAUGCGUCCUUACAACUAUAAAGUGUGGGCUGUUCCGACGACCAAGAUGCAAUGUGCCUGGCUGGGCGAGCGCGUUGCAGCUCCCAAUCUCAAGGCUGUGACCAGGAACGUCGUCCUGCAGAAGACAGCGGAUAACUGGGGUCCCAACGCGACUUUUCGCUUCCCCGCCCGCGGUGGCACCGGUGGUAUCUGGAUCGCUGUCGCAGAUACGCUCCCCAAGGAAAACACUCGAUUCGGGGAGAAGGGCAAGGUUACCAAGGUUAAUGCCAGCAACCAGACUGUUUCUCUUGCUGAUGGCACUACGGUCGGCUACCAGAAGCUCGUUUCCACCAUGCCGGUAGACAUGCUAGUCGAGCAGAUGGGGGACAGGGAAUUGAUCAAUUUGAGCAAGGACCUGUUUUACUCCUCCACCCAUGUCAUCGGCGUUGGUAUCCGAGGUGAACGGCCCGAGAGAAUAGGCGAUAAGUGCUGGCUCUACUUCCCCGAAGACAACUGCCCCUUCUACCGCGCAACAAUCUUCUCAAACUACUCCCCACACAACCAACCACCCCCCACCAUUAAACUCCCCACAAAACAACUAGCCAACGGCUCCAAACCCUCCGACUCUGCCCCAAAACCCGGCCCAUACUGGUCCAUCAUGCUCGAAGUCUCUGAAUCCUCCCUAAAGCCCGUAAACCACUCAUCGCUGCUUGCCGACUGCAUCCAGGGCCUCAUAAACACCGAAAUGCUCCAGCCAACUGACGAAAUCGUCUCCACCUACCACCGCCGCUUCGACCACGGGUACCCGACCCCAUCUCUGGAGCGCGAGGGUGUGCUUACGCAGCUGCUCCCGCGCCUUCAGGGGAUGGAUAUCUGGUCCCGCGGCCGCUUUGGGAGUUGGAGGUAUGAGGUCGGAAAUCAGGAUCAUUCGUUUAUGCUUGGGGUGGAAGCAGUGGAUAAUAUUGUGAAUGGGGCGGUGGAGUUGACGUUGAAUUAUCCGGAUUUUGUCAAUGGGCGGAUUAAUGGGGAGAGGAGGUUGGUGGAUGGGGCGCAGGUGUUUGGGAAGAAGAAGGGGGUUGUUGAGAGAAAUUAG
This is a messenger RNA of Paracoccidioides brasiliensis Pb18, 1545 nucleotides long. RefSeq lists its product as uncharacterized. Gene Ontology annotation, molecular function: oxidoreductase activity. The record is from RefSeq and is a predicted model, not a curated record. The transcript is spliced from 6 exons. Bases 1 to 1545 code for a protein of 514 amino acids.